AUGCAGAUAUCGGACCGGAGGCAAACAGCGGAGCGUGUCGCCGAGGCAACUCAUACCGGUGUUCUGCUGUCUACAUGUCUCCUCUCUAUCGGCUUCUGCAGGCACCAUCUUAGCCCCAAUCAAUAUGGUUGCCAUAGCUAUCCAUUUUGGCCGUUUAGAUUUCUCCUGCCCUCCGACAGUCUCGCCUUUUUGGCAUUACUCCAUUUGCUCUCUUCUUGUCUCCCCUACUACCGUGUACUAUUAUCCCUGCCUUCACACACACACACACACACAUCCACAUGUAUCCAUACAUGUCUGUACCUCGUCUCCGGCCUACCGCACUCGGACGGCCCUACCCACGCAAAACCCUCUGGCGUGGCCUUUUCCUCCGCCAUGGUCUGCUUGACUGACCGGUCAGGAGCGUAA
Protopolystoma xenopodis is the source of this 405-nucleotide messenger RNA. The record is from the annotation of a GenBank genome assembly. NCBI's taxonomy places the organism in Eukaryota, Metazoa, Platyhelminthes, Monogenea, Polystomatidea, Polystomatidae.